This is a messenger RNA of Triticum dicoccoides, 2125 nucleotides long. RefSeq lists its product as uncharacterized. The transcript is spliced from 3 exons. The coding region runs from base 26 to 2125 and encodes 699 amino acids. Gene Ontology annotation, biological process: proteolysis. Gene Ontology annotation, molecular function: aspartic-type endopeptidase activity. NCBI's taxonomy places the organism in Eukaryota, Viridiplantae, Streptophyta, Magnoliopsida, Poales, Poaceae. The record is from RefSeq and is a predicted model, not a curated record.
GUAUACUACGGCGCCGGAACACCCGAUGCCCUCUCUCCGAUUUGAUCGUCCCUCCAGCUCGGCGAACUACGCCCCAGAGAUACCCGACCCAGCACAUGCGCUGCCGUUUACUGCAGCCCCCGGGCACGGUGGUCCGACACCCCCUCGUUUCGCCAAACUGGAUUUCGCCACUUACGACGGCACGGAGGACCCCCUCAACUGGCUCAACCAGUGCGAGCAGUUUUUUCGAGGGCAGCGGACGCUCGCUUCGGAUCGCACCUGGCUCGCGUCCUAUCAUCUCCGAGGCGCGGCGCAGACUUGGUACUACGCCCUCGAGCAGGACGAGGGCGGCAUGCCACCAUGGGAGCGCUUCCGGGAGCUUUGUCUCCUCCGGUUCAGGCCUCCUAUUCGCGGGAGCCGAUUGGCGGCCCUCGGUCGUUUGCCUUUCACAUCCACGGUGCAGGACUACGCCGACCGCUUCCAGGCCCUGGCAUGCCAUGCGCCGGGCGUCUCCGCGACUCAGCGCGCCGAGUUAUUUGUGGGCGGAUUACCAGACCAUAUCCGCGUGGACGUCGAGCUCCGGGAUCCCCCCGACCUCCAAACGGCCAUGUACUACGCCCGGGCCUUCGAGCAGCGGGCUCAGGCGCUACAGCAACCGGCCGGCCGGGGCGGCCGCCUUCCCAGUCGACCCGCACCAUCACCUGGCCGGCCCCCUCCAGCCUCGGCGACCACCUCUUCGGCCACCACCCGAACCUUCCGUCGGUUGUCCCCGGCCGAGCAGCAGGAGCGCCGCUGUCAGGGCCUCUGCUUCAACUGCGAUGAGCCCUACUCGCCGACCCAUGUCUGCCCCCGCCUAUUUUACUUGGAGACGGUCGACUACACCGAGGCGGACAACUCGACCGACGAGCCACCACCCGCGGCGGCCGCGGACGCGCCCGCGGAUUCUACGGCAACGGCGUGCGUCGUCUCCCUCCACGCUCUUGCCGGCAUCCGUGGCGAGCGGACCAUGCUGUUACCGGUGACGGUCCAUGGCGAGCGGCUGGUGGCCCUGCUGGAUACUGGCUCCACCCAUAAUUUCCUACCCGCGGCGACCAUGCGUCGGCUAGCACUGCCGACCACGAGCGGGGAGCGCCUGCGGAUCACGGUGGCAAACGGUGAUCGCCUCCAGUGUCAUGGGCUCGCCCGCGACGUUCCCAUCUCCAUCUGUGGCGAGCACUUCUCCAUUACCUGUGCAGGGAUCGACCUCGGCUGCUUCGACUUCAUCCUCGGGGUGGACUUCCUCCGGACCCUCGGGCCCAUCCUGUGGGACUUCGACGUGCUCACGAUGACGUUCUGGAGGCUAGGCCGCCGCAUCCGGUGGGACGGCCUUGGGGGCACCGCGCCGGCCGUGCCACACCUCCAGCUGGCCGCCGCGUCCCAGGAGCCCGAGCACCCCCUGCUGGAUCCCCUUCUGCAGCAGCACAGCGAUCUCUUUGACGAGCCUCGGGGUCUUCCGCCCGCCCGGGUGUACGACCACCAUAUUCACCUUGUACCGGGCAUCAUCCGGAUCUCCACGUCGCCCUUCUCCGCACCGGUGCUUCUCGUCCGCAAGACGGACGGCACGUGGCGUUUCUGCAUCGACUACCGCGCCCUGAACGCGCUCACGCUCAAGGACAAGUUCCCUAUACCGGUGGUCGACGAGCUCUUGGAUGAGCUCCAUGGGGCGCGCUUCUUCACCAAGCUCGAUCUCCGCUCGGGCUAUCAUCAGGUGCGCAUGCAUCCAGACGACAUCGCCAAGACGUCGUUUCGCACCCACCAUGGCCACUUCGAGUUCUUGGUGAUGCCCUUCGGCCUCGCAAACGCCCCGGCGACUUUCCAGGCCCUGAUGAACGACGUCCUUCGACCCUACUUACGGCGGUUUGUGCUUCGCUCGAAGUGCUCGUUCGGGACACCUACCGUCGCCUACCUCGGCCAUGUCAUCUCGGCCGACGGGGUGGCUAUGGACGCCGACAAGGUGGCGGCCGUCUCUGCAUGGCCGACGCCUCACUCGCCACGGGCUCUCCGCUGGUUCCUCGGCCUUGCCGGCUACUACCGAAAAUUUAUCCGGGAGUUCGGGCUCAUCGCGGCGCCCCUCACGCGGUUGCUUCGCCGCGACGCUUUCGCCUAG